Molecule: messenger RNA, 614 nt
Organism: Teleopsis dalmanni
Lineage: Eukaryota; Metazoa; Arthropoda; Insecta; Diptera; Diopsidae
Source: RefSeq, a predicted model, not a curated record
AUGACUUGUGUCGGAAAUGUGGUUCAGUCCCAGAAUCAUUGGAUCACAUUAUCUCCAGCUUUUCUGUAAUGGCACCAAGGGAAUAUCUAAACAGGCACAAUGCUAUAUGUAAGGAAAGCCACCAAAAUUUUGCAUUCAAGCAUGGAUUGAUCUCUAAAACUUGUCCAAUUUACCAAUAUAAACCCACUACGGUGCUAGAAAACACCAAUUUUCGUAUGUACUGGGAUCGACAAGUUUACACAGAUCGCCCAAUAACACAUAAUAAGCCUAACAACCUACUGGUUGAUAGAAGUAAUGAUUCAGCUUACCUGAUUGAUGUUGCUAUUCCGCAUAAUGGCAACAUUGAGCAGAAGUAUGCAUAAAAGAUGAGUAACUACCAUACAUACCACUGGCUAGGGAAAUCAAAGAAAUUUCGAGACUUCAGCGAGUGAUUGUUGUACUAAUAAUACUAUCAGCCACUAGUAUAGUGCAAAAAUACGUCUUGUUGCAUACAUGUACAAUAGUGAGGGAAACAAUCAACAUUCUUUAGAAGGAGCAACACAAUUUAAUAGGUGUAGAGCAUGGACUACACUUCAACAGUGCAUAAAUUCCUUGAUGCUUGUCAUCCGGAAUUA